GAACAGUGUCGCGUUGAAUUUCGGAAAGUGAAGAAAUCGGGAAAGAGAAAAUAAGUGAAAUUGUGAAAGAAAGAAAGAACCUGCGAGAACCUGCUUUUGGAUUAUACUUUUUGGCCGAGGAUUAUUUAUGACUUUGGUGUUAUUUGAUAUUCGCAGAAUUUCAAGAUAUUUAACUGUGAAAUUUUGGAGAUUAUUGAACUUUUGCAGCGAAUUUUUUAUACUCCAAGAUUUCUUCUAAAUGAAUUGAAAUCCGAUGCGGGAGAAACAAAAAAUGUUGAUAAACAAAAUAUCAGGAUUGUUGCUUUUCAUUCAAAUAUUUUCAAUAUCUGCCGGUCCACACAGAUUUGUUGAUGUUGAGUACAAUAAACCCACAUUUUUUCGCGGUUCUGUUGAACACGUACCGUUAGACGAUGAGACGAAAGGAAGCUUACGAGAUGGGAUGGGUGAUCAGGAAGAAGAUACGCAAUUCUCGAGAGCAGCCGUUGAAAGCAUCCCAGCAACAAUCGUUUCAUAUUACCAACCAUUAAGAUCAGCUGUUGAACACAAUCCACUCGACGAUCAGGAAACUUAUUCGCGAGUUAUUACACAGAAAGAAAGAUUCAUGGCGAUCGUUACACCAAGUCGUAGUCGUCAAGCUAGAAAUAUGACAUUUGGAGCUUAUGUUCUUCCUUCUUACAUCGACACGAAACAUCCACAAUCGUUUCGAAAUGGUUCGCCAUACCAACAACUCGUCGAUCCACAAACUUACGAACGACUACAAAAGGAACGAGAACAGAAUAAAACUCAAAAAUUAAAAGCUUCAUCAUCGAGAGCUUCAAGUCAUAAAGUUGUUUGUCAUAUCACCAACUGGUCUUUCUAUCGAAAGGAUGAAGGAAAGUUCGUUCCAGAAAAUCUUGAUUCAAAGCUUUGCACGCAUAUUAUUUACUCGUUUGCAACACUCGAACCAGACACACUUGAGAUGAGAGAAUUUGAUCCAUGGGGUGACAUCGAGAAUCAACUUUAUUCUCGAACUAUUAAUUUGGAUAAAUCAGUUCCCGUUCUUAUCGGUCUGGGUGGUUGGACAGAUUCAAGCGGUGACAAGUACACUCGACUUGUAUCUGAUUCAAGGAAACGUCAGAACUUUGUCAGUCGUGCGAUUAUUUUCAUGCGCCAAUAUGGAUUCUCAGGUCUUCAUGUUGACUGGAAUUAUCCAGUUUGCUGGCAAAGUGAUUGUCGAGCUGGUCCACCAACUGACAAAGAAGACUUCACAAAAUUCAUUCAAGAAUUGCAUAAAGCUUUCCAACCUUAUGGUCUCUUGUUGAGUUUCUCACUUUCUGGUUACAAAGAAAUCAUCACGAGAGCUUACGACGUUCCAGUCAUUUCUAAAUACGCAACAUUUAUGACUGUCAUGACUUACGAUUAUCAUGGAUCAUGGGAGAGAAUGACGGGGCAUGUCAGUCCAUUGUACGGCGAUGAUAAAGACAAAUAUCCACAAUACAACACUGACUACGCACUUAAACUUCUCGUUAAGUUGGGAGCUGAUAAGAAGAAAUUAAUUGUGGGUGUUCCAUUUUAUGGUCAAACUUACACACUUUCAAAAUCACAAAACGGUCAAGGAUUUAACAGUCAAGCUGAUGGUCCUGGUGAACCUGGAGAGAUGACGAAUCAACCUGGAAUGUUGGCUUAUUAUGAAAUUUGUAAUCGAUUAAGACGACCGGGAUGGAGAAUGGGAACAGAUCCAAUGAGUAAGUCGGGGCCUUAUGCAACAAAUAAGAAUCAAUGGGUUGGAUAUGACGAUGUUGAUUCAGUGACAAUGAAGACAAGAUACGUCGUCAGUUCAGGUUUUGGUGGAGUAGUCGCUUGGACAGUUGACUUGGAUGACUUUUCAAAUCGCUGUUGUUCUGAAACUUUCCCACUUUUGAAGGCCGUCAAUAGAGUGUUUGGUCGUUUGGACACGCCAGUACCUUCCAACAAUAAUUGUGAUCGACCACAAACACCAGCAACACCCAAGCCACCAUUAAUGGUCGCCACAGUAGACACAGGAGCUGCUGGCAUUCCACAAAAUGAACAACAAUACACUCCACAAUCAACUUCCACUACCAAUUGGUGGACACAACCAACAACGUCAUCAACAUCUUGGUGGUCUCAAUCAACAACAUCCACACAAAGACCAACUCGUCGAACUACCACUCGACGUCAAACAACGCCAGCUUCAACAACUCAACAUUAUUAUGAAGAAGAUACGACAGUUCCAGUCCCUGUCAACGUCAUGCCAGUAAUUGUUGCUGGUCCUUGUUCACCUGGAGAGUACAAAGCACAUCCUACACAGUGUAGUGCAUAUUUGCUUUGUCUCAAUGGUGCUUUGUCAACACAAUACUGUGCAGCAGGUCUUCAUUGGAAUGCACAACAUAAUAUUUGUGAUUGGCCAUCAUCUGCACAAUGUACUUCUGGUACUCUCAAUGAUGAACCAGUGGUAACCACAAGGAGACCUCAAACAACGACUAGAAGAUCAACAACGACUAGGAGAUCGACAACAACUAGAAGAUACACGACAACUUUAUAUGACGAACCAACAACCACAAGACUACCAGAAACAACAACCAGGAGAAGAACCACCACUGCCCGUCCCACAUACUACAGUGAAACAACAACCAGAAGAAGAACCACCACUGCCCGUCCGACUUAUUAUUAUGAUUCAACGACGUCUUACAUUACGACGACAACAAAACGAUCAAACAAGAAGCCAACAACUCCGUGUGUAAAUGGCGAAUAUUAUCCACAUAAAGAUUGCACGAAAUAUUAUGUUUGUAAUCAUGGCAGACGAACACCAGGCAAAUGUCCUGAAGGAACACAAUUCAGUCAGAAAGAAAAGUUUUGUGACUAUGAAGAGAACGUCAAAUGCGUUUCGAAGAAGAAAUAUUUGAAACUUUUACAUGGUCAAUAUUUGAAGUCGGGAUUCUUCAGUGCUGCUUUGUUGAAAGCAUCAGAAGGUGAUGUGUGUGAAGGCGUGACAUUUGUUCGUUAUCCUGGACAGUGUGUAAAAUAUUUGGAAUGUCUUCAUGAACAUUUAAUCGUGCGUGAAUGUGUCGACGGUUUGUACUUUGACAUGGAAAGAAGUGUUUGCAACUGGCCGAAUCAAGUUGAUUGUCAGAAUGAUCCAAGCUUGGAUUCUAACGAUUUAAGUGAAGAAGCAGGUGGAGAUGAAGAAAACGGCGCUGUAAGUCAGAAUGAAGACAACAAUCAAGUUGAUUUUGAAUUCGAUCAAGGCGUUUAUCAGCCUUCAUCAACAACAACAAUGAAACCGACAAAACGUCCAAUGUCUGCUAACUUUGAGACAAUUCCUGUAGCUGAACAUGUUCAACCAUUGAAUGGACCUUACAAGCUUGUCUGCUACUUCACCAAUUGGGCUUGGUAUCGACCAGGACUCGGCAAAUAUUUACCUGACAACAUCGAUGAGAAUCUUUGCACGCACAUCGUUUAUGGCUUUGCAGUUCUCAAUUAUGAUGAACUGACAAUCAAAACUCACGAUUCAUGGGCUGACAUCGACAAUAAAUUUUAUGAACGUGUCGUUGAAUUCAAGAACAAAGGUGUGAAAGUAACUUUAGCUAUUGGUGGUUGGAAUGAUUCAGCUGGUGAUAAAUACAGCAGACUUGUGAGAAAUCCGACGGCUCGUGCUCGAUUCAUUCGUCAUGCUGUUGAAUUCUUGGAAAAAUAUGGAUUUGAAGGUUUGGAUCUUGAUUGGGAAUAUCCAGUGUGUUGGCAAGUUGAUUGCAAGAAGGGAAAACCUGACGAGAAGCAACAUUUUGCAGCGUUUGUGCGUGAACUUUCAGAAGCUUUCAAGCCACGUGGUUUGCUGCUCUCAUCAGCAGUUUCGCCAAGUAAAACUGUCAUCGAUGCUGGUUAUGAUGUUCCAACACUUUCGAAGUAUUUCGAUUGGAUUGCUGUGAUGUGUUACGAUUAUCAUGGUCAGUGGGACAAGAAGACUGGCCACGUCGCUCCACUUUAUUAUCAUCCAGAUGAUGAUGUUGACUACUUUAAUUCGGAAUAUACAAUGCGGUAUUGGAUUAAACUCGGUGCAGCACCAGACAAGCUUGUCAUGGGUAUGCCUUUGUAUGGACAGUCGUUUACUUUAGCUGAUGCUAAAAACAAUGGACUUAAUGCGAAGGCACCUGGACCUGGAACAGCUGGAGAGUUCACACGUGCAGCUGGUUUCUUAGCUUAUUACGAAAUCUGUGAUCGAAUUCUUAACAAAGGAUGGACAGUGGUUAAAGAUCCACAGGGAAGAAUUGGUCCAUAUGCUUACAAAGGCAAUCAAUGGGUUUCAUUUGAUGACCAAGCAAUACUUCGAAGAAAGACUAAAUUCGUGAAAGAACUUGGUAUUGGCGGUGGAAUGGUUUGGGCAUUGGAUUUGGAUGACUUUAAGAACCGAUGUGGCCAAGGAACUCAUCCAUUGCUUAAAAUAAUUCACGCUGAGUUGCAAAAUGAAGACGAUGAGGAAGUUGAAUCACCAGCUGCAGAAACGCCUGAAUCUUCCGAAACUCCAAUUGAACAACCAGAAGAAUCUGAAAAUGAAGAUCGACCAAAUCAACCCGAGCCAAAUGAUGAAAUUGAACAAAAUGUUCAAGAUGAAGAAGACGAAGACGAAGAUGAUGAAGAUGAAGACGAUGAAGAUGAAAAUGAAAUUGAAGAUGAUCUCGAUGAAAAGUUGGACUUUAAAGUUGUUUGUUACUUCACAAACUGGGCUUGGUAUCGACCAGGAAUUGGAAAGUUUGUGCCCGAAGACGUUGAUCCAGAACUUUGCACGCACAUCGUUUAUGGUUUCGCUGUUCUCAAUCGAGAUAGUCUCACGAUUAAACCGCACGAUUCAUGGGCUGACAUUGACAACAGAUUUUAUGAACGUGUUGUUGAGUAUAAGCAACGAGGUGUUAAAGUCACUGUCGCCAUUGGCGGUUGGAACGACUCAGCUGGUGAUAAAUACAGCAGACUUGUUAGAGACGCUGCAGCUCGUGCUCGAUUCAUCAAAAAUGUUAUUGAGUUCAUUGAAAAGUACGGAUUUGAAGGUUUGGAUCUUGAUUGGGAGUAUCCAGUGUGUUGGCAAGUCGAAUGCGAGAAAGGAAAGGCAGAUGAGAAAGAAUAUUUCGCGACGUUUGUUGAAGAACUUUCGAGGGCAUUCAAGCCACGUGGACUUUUGCUUUCUUCUGCAGUGUCACCUGCUAAGAGAGUCAUCGAUGCUGGUUAUGACAUUCCCAAGAUUUCAAGAUAUUUCGAUUGGAUUGCUGUUAUGGCUUAUGAUUAUCAUGGACAGUGGGACAAGAAGACUGGACACGUCGCACCAAUGUACACACAUCCAGAAGAUUGGGAAAAGACUUUCAAUGCGAACUUUUCAAUCAAUUAUUGGAUUGAAAAAGGAGCCGAUCCAAGGAAACUCAUCAUGGGAAUGCCAAUGUAUGGUCAAUCGUUCUCACUUGCUGACAGAGGUCAACCAACUUUGAACAGUUUGACUUAUGGCGGUGGUGAAGCUGGGUCACAAACAAGAGCUCGUGGUUUCUUGUCUUACUACGAGAUUUGCCAAAACAUAAGAGAGAAGAAGUGGACAGUUGUAAGAGAUAUGAGAGGACGAAUCGGACCUUUUGCUUAUAAAGGUGAUCAAUGGGUGUCGUUCGAUGAUGCGUCAAUGAUCCGUCAUAAGAGCGAGUUUGUUAAAUCUUUACGACUUGGUGGUGCAAUGAUUUGGGCACUUGAUUUGGAUGAUUUCAAGAACACUUGUAAUUGUGAAGAAUAUCCUUUGCUGAGAACAAUCAACAGAGUUUUACGCAAUUAUCCAGGCCCACACAAUAAUUGCGUACUUGAAAGUAGAAAAGCUUUCAAACCACCAAUGGAAUCGACAACAAGGAAGCCAUUGUACGAUGAAACAACAACGAAGCGUAUCACAAUAACUCGACCAAGAAAGACAACGACGACAACGAUGAUUCCACAGGUUGAAGAUGAAAUUCCUGACAUCUUGUUUGAUGAUGAACGAUCGUGUGAUGGAGGUCGAAAUUUCAUUCCACAUUCAACAGACUGCAAUAAAUAUUAUCAAUGCGAUCAUGGAACACUUCUUGAAAUGAGUUGUCCACCAGCAUUGUAUUGGAAUAAAGACAAAUGUGAUUGGCCAUCAAACACAGACUGUGCUAAUUCGAAUAAUGUAGUCGAUGAUGAUGACAAUGACAUUAAUUAUGAAAAUCAAAGGCCAUCAACACAUCGACCAACAACAUCAAGAGCCACAGCUCGUCCAACAUAUUCCACACCAACUACGGUGAGAGUGACAGCACCAACGCUCACAACUCCAAGACCAACAAAACGUCCAACAGUUGAUGAAACUCCUGUGAUCUUAACUGGAAAUGAAGAGUACAAAAUGGUUUGUUACUUCACAAAUUGGGCUUGGUAUCGACCUGGAGUCGGAAAGUACAAACCCGAUCAUAUUGACUCAAAUCUUUGCACUCACAUCGUGUAUGGUUUCGCUGUUCUUAAUCGAGAAACUCUCACAAUAAGAACUCAUGAUUCGUGGGCUGAUAUCGACAAUAAAUUUUAUGAGAAAGUUGCAGAAUUUAAAUCGAAAGGCAUCAAAGUUACUCUUGCUAUUGGUGGUUGGAACGAUUCACUUGGUGAUAAAUACAGCAGACUUGUUAGAGACGCUGCAGCUCGUGCUCGAUUCAUCAAGCAUGUUAUUGAGUUUAUUAAGAAAUACGGAUUUGAAGGUUUGGAUCUUGAUUGGGAGUAUCCAGUGUGCUGGCAAGUCGAUUGUGAGAAAGGAAAGGCCGAUGAAAAAGAAUAUUUCGCUAAAUUCGUCGAAGAACUUUCGAAAGCAUUCAAACCAGAAGGUUUACUUCUCUCAGCUGCAGUUUCGCCAAGCAAGAAGGUCAUCGAUGCUGGUUAUGACAUUCCGAAGAUAUCAAGAUAUUUCGAUUGGAUUGCUGUGAUGUGUUACGAUUAUCAUGGACAGUGGGACAAGAAGACUGGCCACGUCGCUCCACUUUAUGAACACCCAGAAGAUUGGGAGACAACAUUCAAUGGAAACUUCUCAAUUCAUUACUGGAUUGCCAAGGGAGCACCACCUAAGAAACUGGUCAUGGGAAUGCCAAUGUAUGGUCAAUCAUUCGCACUUGAAAAAGUCAGUAAUAAUGGAUUGAAUGCAAUCGCUCCUGGACCAGGUCAAGCUGGUGAAUUCACAAGGGCAGCUGGCUUCUUGGCUUUCUAUGAAAUCUGUGAUCGAGUAAAUCGUGGAGGAUGGACAGUUGUUAGAGAUCCGGAAGGAAGAAUAGGACCAUAUGCUUAUAAAGAUCGUCAAUGGGUUUCUUAUGAUGAUGUUGAAGACAUCAGACGCAAAACAAAAUUCGUCAAAGAUUUGGGACUCGGCGGUGCCAUGAUUUGGGCGCUUGAUCUCGAUGACUUCCGUAAUCGAUGCGGCUGUGGUUAUCAUCCACUCUUGACUACCAUUAACUUGGAACUUGGAAGAGUUUCAACUUCACGACGAUCUGAUUGCACUUAAUCACACUGAUAGUUUAUAAGGAGACUGAAAAUUUUUGACAAACACAUUAAAAUACAAUCAUAUUUAAGUGAAUUAAUUUCACAAGCCAUAUUCUUCUAAACAAAUUAGUAAUUAAAAUGUUGAAUAACUUUUUCAUUUACUUUUCCAAAAGAUGAAUAAUUCAAUAAAAUCAUGUUUUAAAUAAAAUAUCUGUCGAAAU
Clunio marinus is the source of this 7706-nucleotide messenger RNA. NCBI's taxonomy places the organism in Eukaryota, Metazoa, Arthropoda, Insecta, Diptera, Chironomidae. The record is from the annotation of a GenBank genome assembly.